This is a messenger RNA of Ruditapes philippinarum (Manila clam), 2383 nucleotides long. RefSeq lists its product as uncharacterized. Lineage: Eukaryota; Metazoa; Mollusca; Bivalvia; Venerida; Veneridae. Gene Ontology annotation, biological process: positive regulation of DNA-templated transcription. Bases 68 to 1861 code for a protein of 597 amino acids. Gene Ontology annotation, cellular component: nucleoplasm; chromatin. The record is from RefSeq and is a predicted model, not a curated record. Gene Ontology annotation, molecular function: ubiquitin-protein transferase activity; zinc ion binding. The transcript has a single exon.
GACUAUGAACAAUCAGUGUUAGGAAGGAAAAUUAGACAUUUUUUAGGAAAUUUAGACAUUAAAUAAAAUGGCUACCAACUUCAGUGCAUCACAUACACAAGACUCUAAUGAAAUUAAAGAAAUGUACUGUGAAGAAUGUGAUAGCCACACUGGAGAAUAUGCUACAGCUGUGGCUUUUUGUGUGGAUUGUGUGGAAUAUAAAUGUAAGACCUGCAAAGAAUAUCAUAGAAGACAUUUCAAAAGUCACAAAGUUCAAGACAGUGACAAUAUGCCACAUGAUUUCUAUUUAGAAAAGUGUUCCGCUCAUCCUAAACAGCUGAUCAAGUUUUACUGUUCUGAGUGCUGCAUAGAAGCCUGCAAACUAUGCAAGGAUAAUGAGCAUGUAAAAUGUAGUAAUGUGAACCAUUUACCAACCCUUGCUUCAGGCAUACAAAACAGUGAUGACUUAAAAAAUCUUCAACAGAACUUGGAUAAAUUGUCUGCUGACAUAAAAGACACAGAAAAGCUGUUGAAAGCCAAAAGUGAAGUGGUUGUAAAGCAAGAAGAAAAGGCAACUGAAGCAUGCAAGAAGCACAAAGAUAGACUAGUAGAAGCCUUCAAACAACAACAUCAAGAUCUCAUUGAUGAUUUUGAUAAGAAGAUGGAAGAGACCAUUGCAAGGUUGAAGAAAGAAAGGUUAGAACUAGUUCAAGAGUUAUCUGAAAAGGAGAUAAAAUUUAAAAACAAGAUAACACAAGCUGAAACAGAUAUGAAAGAAGAGGUUGUUAGCUCAAACACAGAAUUUAAGGUACUCAAGUCAGAACAUUUGAAUCUGGUUGAAAAUUUGGAGGUUCUUACUGCUGAUCUAGAACAGACCCAGAAACUAGGUCAAAACUGUAAACAUUUUAUCAAAUUGAAGUCUACAAAACAACUGUGUGGAAACCUUCAUCGUAACAUUGAACAAAUACAACAAGCCUACAUACAACACUACAAAUUCAAAAUGUUCAACAUUCAACCAACAGAACUAUCUCUAGAGAGUGAUACAAUAUUUUUUACAUUUGUAGAAGAAUCAGCUGUAGAAAGAAAAGUUGUCUUUAAUUUUGAUAUCAAAUGUGACAUUGACCUCAUAUCCUCUUUACUUGUCCUAUCUGAACAAACACUUCUAAUAUCAUAUUAUACAAAAUUUAGCAUACCGGUAAUCAUAUACGAUGUAGGAACGUCACAUGCAAAUUACAUGGAUGACAUAAAAUUUGAUGCAAAACCAUUUGGUAUUACAAAAGUUUCAGAUUAUAAAGUUGCUGUAACAUUUCCAGAUAAAAGAAUGAUCAGAAUGAUAACAUUUUCAGAAGAUAUGAAAGUUUUAGAUAUCACUAAGAUACCAGGAAAUGGAUAUUGUACUGGUAUUGCCUAUAGGAAUCCCUAUCUUGUAGUUUCAUAUUGGAAUCCUGCUAGUAUUAAGAUUUUAAGUAUGUCAGGUGAAGUAGUGAAAACAUUUGACAAAGAUGAUAAUGGUCAGAAGCUGUUUAUUAAACCUUGGUACUUGAAUGUCAGCCCUGACAAUACUAUGAUAUAUGUUUCUGAUCGAAAAGAACACACUGUGACUUGUUUGAACUAUGAUGGUAAGGUGAAGGCUGUCUACAAGGAUGAUCAAUUGAAAAGACCUCAUCAACUUGCUGUUGAUGAAUAUGGAUCAGUAUAUGUGUGUGGUUUUCACUCUGGAAAUAUCCAUCAAUUAUCAAGUGACCUCACUAAAGUGAAGAUCUUGGUAGAUAAAAAUGAUGGAUUAGAUCAACCAAGGAGUGUUGCAUACUGCCCAAAUACCAAGAGAUUAUUUGUUGGAAUGCCAAACAAAAUCAAAGUAUUCAAUGUGUCACUAGAAUAAACAAUAAUAAUUCUUACACAGAGACUCAUCAACAAGCAGUCAUCCUACUGCACAUAUUGCAGUAGAAUAAGGGUCAUAAUCUUAAACACUUGACUUAAAUAUAGCACAUAUAAUUUUAGUUUAUACAGAAUUUAUUUUAACUUGAUUGGGAAGGAAGCUAUAAGCUUAUAUACACACUCUAGAUUAUUGAAUCUAUUCCUGAAACCAACCAGUGAUUAGUAACAAAUUAUAAGUUUCUGCUGAAAGAAACAAAGGCUAGUCACUGACAGAGUUUAAAACCAGGAGACCAGCAAUCAUUGGAUUACUAAUUUAACAAAACUACUUGCCCAAAUGGCAACGUGAAAUUUUGAAAUAUCAUAUUCAACAGAUGCAUAAUGUUAAUGUUAGGUUUAUUUGUUUGGGUUUAACAGUGACACUGACACAUUACUGGUUAUACUGCGCCAUUUUCGUAAGAUGUAAUUUACGAUGUUGGGUGUUUGGUUUACUAUGUAUACAUGUAGCAGUAUAAAUUGAUUAUAAAUA